Messenger RNA from Fusarium verticillioides 7600, 998 nucleotides. RefSeq names its product profilin. Gene Ontology annotation, molecular function: actin monomer binding. Gene Ontology annotation, cellular component: cell cortex. The record is from RefSeq and is a predicted model, not a curated record. Bases 172 to 567 code for a protein of 131 amino acids. NCBI's taxonomy places the organism in Eukaryota, Fungi, Ascomycota, Sordariomycetes, Hypocreales, Nectriaceae. The transcript is spliced from 5 exons.
CGGCCUGGAGGGGCAAAGCUCCAAAGAAUCACCACAUCAGAGCAGUCGACAACCUCCCCCGCCAAAACAAACCUCACCUCUAAACCUUCUUGCCCUCGCGUCGCAACUCUCAUCCUUCUCGUCUUACUUGCAACCACUUAGUUCCUAUAAUUUCACACAUCUCGCAUCACUAUGUCGUGGCAAGCAUACAUCGACUCAAGCCUUGUCGGCUCCGGUCAUAUUGACAAGGGCGCCAUCAUCAGUGCUGCGGGCGACAGCGCUUGGGCUUCUUCUCCUGACCUCCAGCUCAAGCCCGAGGAGAUGAAGGCCAUAUCUGCCAUCGUUGGCGGUGACUCGGCUGCCAAGGACAAGGCUUUCGCUGAGGGUCUCUACAUUGCUGGCGAGCGUUACGUUAUGGCCCGAGCCGAGGACCGGAGUAUCUACGCCCGAUCGGGCCGCCUCGGUGUUGCUGUUGCGAAGACUGGCCAGGCCAUCGUCAUCGGCCACCAUGGUGAGGCCCAGGUCGCUGGCAACGCCACCUCUACCGUCGAAGGUCUUGCCGACUACCUCGUCAAGUCAGGAUAUUAGACAUUCAGCGUAUGAGGCAAGGGUCUGGACGGAUUCAACUAUGAGAAGCGCCAGGGAAACGCUGUUUGUCCGUGGAGCGGACAGUCAACGCAGCUAUAACGAGCUUAUGCCGAGAAGAGCGCCUUUGUUUUAGAGCACUGGGCUAUGAGCUCGAGUGUGUUACCAGGGGGAGGACAUUUUCCUUAUUUGACCAAAAAUCGGUCGGACGAGUUUGUUUCUACACGAUUCUGCAUAUAGGCAAUCCGAGUGCCCUCCAGAACCUGUCACCUGUAUGCCAGAUUUGAAAUGAUCAUCAAAUGUCAGCCAACUCGACUCCAUUAAAACUGCUUUUAUCGUUUGUUCUCCGCUCGUAUCCGUGAUGUACAGUACUUUGUCCACCUUAUUAUAGGUACUCAUGAUAGUUCUUUAUGCCGUUAACGCCGAUUCCCACA